Molecule: messenger RNA, 2102 nt
Organism: Trichogramma pretiosum
Lineage: Eukaryota; Metazoa; Arthropoda; Insecta; Hymenoptera; Trichogrammatidae
Gene: eas
Product: ethanolamine kinase 1
Exons: 8
Coding region: 374-1438 (354 amino acids)
Biological process (GO): phosphatidylethanolamine biosynthetic process
Cellular component (GO): cytoplasm
Molecular function (GO): ethanolamine kinase activity
Source: RefSeq, a predicted model, not a curated record
UAAUUCGCGUUUGCUGCGGACCGAGUCUCGCGAAGUGGGGGAUAAACGUGGCUCUCCGAUUCUUGAAUCGAUCCGCACAUGCGAAUGUUCUGCUGACUGCUGUCGCGAACCGUAGUGAUGAUAAUGUGACUUAUUAUUCAUCAGGUACACACUCAUACCUUGUGUUUAUACUGGCGGAAAAACAGCAUGUUUUACCGAUGUGGUAUUUGGUAACGUGGGUAAUUUUUAGAACCAACUGUGAUGGAAAUAAUGCUGUCAGCAAACAAUAAGUCAUACAUUAUUAUCAGGCAGCAAAAACAGAUACUCUCAACUGAAAGAUAAAGUGUACAUUCAGUUUUACUACAACUUCUGUAGAAUAAAGGAUUUUUGAAAAAUGGAGCAUGCAAAAGAACCUCAUUUUGAUAUAACUAUUGAUGAAAAGGACCUAAUUUCGGGUGCUAAAAAAAUCGUGAAGAAUUUGAGACCUUCAUGGCAAGAUGAUAAGCUAUCUCACAAGAUGUUUACUAAUGGAAUAUCAAAUAAAUUAAUUGGAAUUUGGCAUGAGAAUGAUUAUAAUAAAAUGGUGCUAGUCAGAAUAUAUGGCCAUAAGACAGAUCUUCUUAUUGAUAGAAAAGAAGAAAUAAAAAAUAUAAGGAUGCUGCACAAAGCUGGAUUCACACAUUCCAUUUAUGCUACUUUUAAUAAUGGAAUAGCUUAUGAAUUCAUUGAAGGUAAUACUUUAACAGUCGAUACUAUAAGAGAUUUAGAUAUUUGUAAAUUGGUAGCUGUGAGGUUGGCAGAAAUGCAUUUACUGAAACCAAAAAAGUGUAAAUUAGGUGAAGAUAAAUCUAUAAUUUGGGAAAAAACAGAAAAAUUUAUGUCUAUUAUGCCUAAAAAUUUUGCUGAUCCUACAAAACAAAAGAAAUUUGAAAAAUUGAUAAAACCACAUUCUAUUCUGAUGCAGGAGUACCAAACUUUAAAGGAUGGACUUUCUCAAUUGAAUUCACCUGUAGUAUUUUGUCACAAUGAUUUAUUACUAACAAAUAUAUUACACAAUGAAAAAGAAAAUAAAGUGACAUUUAUUGAUUUUGAAUAUGCUGCUUACAAUUUUCAAGCUUUUGAUAUAGCUAAUCAUUUUGCUGAAUUUGCUGGUGUAGAUGAACCAAAUUAUUCUUUGUAUCCUGAUGAAGAAUUACAGAAAAUUUGGUUGAGAUUUUACUUGGAAAGGUUUAGAAGCAAUACUCAUAUACCAGAAGAAGAUGUGGCUAUUCUUUAUGAACAAGUUAAUAAUUUUGUGUUGUUAACACAUUUUUUUUGGGGUUGUUGGGCACUUAUUCAAAGUCAAUAUUCUCUCAUUGAUUUUGACUUUUUAGAGUAUGCUGCGCUCCGAUUCAACGAGUAUUUUCGAAUGAAGUAUCUCAACCUUGAAAGUGAAGGAGGAAUAAUUAGGAACAUUUGAGAAGUUGAUACUCUAAAGAUCCAGCAAAUUUUAUGCAAUACGUCAGUAAAUUGUAAACUUGUUUUUAUGUGCAAUAUGUGCGCGGGCGUGCGACGUUACGAAAGAAAUCGCUAUUUUUUUAUUGGUGUCUUUGUAAAUAAAUACGAAAGCGAUGCUACCGAUACUUUUAUCUAUUUUUAGUGACUACGUAACGUUUAUAAGAUCCUAGACGGUACUCAAAUUGAUAUUUAAAAGUUAUAUUACCAUAUUGAUAAAUCACAACUGGAGCUGUGAAUCCCAUAUUUUGAAAAGAUGAUGAAGUCUUAUUUUUCUAAGACUAUAUUUAUAUUAUUAUAUAUUUUUUUUACUAAUUGAGAUUAAUUUUAUUGUUUCUUUUUUUUUUUGUUUAAAAACACACUUAAUGAAACUAAUGAUAUUAAAUAACGAAUUUAUCAAAACGUAGAAUGUUGAUAACCUUUUGAAUUAUUAAAUCAAAUUGUAAUGAAAAUGUGAUAUAGUGAGCGGUAAGAGAGCACAUUUUGCAUCUAGUUCAAUCUAUUUUCUCAAUUUUAAACCAGUUACUUAAUUUAUGUCGACUAGAUGUUGAUUUACGUACUUCAAUUCGAGAUCUCGCUAUUGUGACCUUGAAAUUACAAUAAAAAAUGUUGACCAUUUAAAUAGUUAA